Trichophyton rubrum CBS 118892 is the source of this 1772-nucleotide messenger RNA. RefSeq names its product protein transporter SEC13. Gene Ontology annotation, cellular component: COPII vesicle coat; nuclear pore outer ring. The record is from RefSeq and is a predicted model, not a curated record. Bases 1100 to 1750 code for a protein of 216 amino acids. Lineage: Eukaryota; Fungi; Ascomycota; Eurotiomycetes; Onygenales; Arthrodermataceae. Gene Ontology annotation, molecular function: structural molecule activity; protein binding. The transcript is spliced from 2 exons. Gene Ontology annotation, biological process: protein import into nucleus; positive regulation of TOR signaling; COPII-coated vesicle budding.
AAGGACCGCAGAGUGCGUCUGCCAUAGUUGUUUCUUAUAUAGCUUGCUGCAACGCUUGAUCAGUCGGCCUGUGAGAAGGAAGAGGAGAAAAACGACAGGUCCUUUGCAGCAAGAAAGAGGGGGCUCUGCUUUAUAAAGAUGCAGAGCUAGAGGUAUCUUGGAUUACAAAAGUGAAGGAGGGCAAAGAAGUAAAAGAAGAAGUGGAAUAAGUAAAGGGAAGAAGUGAAGUUGACAUUCGUCUUUAUCGCCGAAAGAGGAAGAGAGAGCAGACGACGGCCCGUGACCCUUGGUUGAGCCGAGGCUUAUCCCUAAAGAGGAAAGGCGUCGGUAAAAGUAUAAAGCAUUUCUCCGCCUCUGAUUAGAUAAGAUCUUUUGUGGCUGAUGAAUUAAGCACGUGAUUCAGCCUCUCUUUACUGUGGCUUGACUUCUUUUUGAUGCCAGUCAACCACUUUGAGUGUUCAACUUCGACCUUGGACACAGAGACCACAUCUCACAGUCCAUCAUCCUCCCCGCCCCUUCAGUUGAUCUGAUCUGCUGUGGCGCCAAUUGGUCAGGCGAUACCAGGAGUGGCCGCUGCGGAUAGACAAGAUGGCGCAAGUGAUAACCAACUCGGGUCAUGAUGACAUGAUUGUACGCUCAUUUUCUACCUCUUACGUCUGAUUAAAUACAGAAUACUAAAUUGACCGUGGAUAGCAUGACGCCGGACUCGACUACUUUGGGCGGAAGCUCGCAACAUGCUCCUCAGACAAGACAGUCAAGAUCUUUGAAAUCGAGGGAGAAUCACACAAGCUUCUCGAGACACUUAAGGGGUUAGUUGAAAUUUCCGUAUGCUACCUACUACCUACUAACGGUUUCCCAGUCAUGAAGGAGCAGUCUGGUGUGUUGCUUGGGUACGUCGUUCUAUCCAUCUGAUACACUGGGGGCGAUUGCUAAACAGCGUCCACAACAGGCACAUCCGAAAUACGGCACAAUACUAGCAUCUUCAUCCUACGAUGGGAAAGUCCUCAUAUGGCGUGAACAAAGUGUUGGCAGCGGCGCUAAUUCCUCAACCUCCUGGAGCCGGGUGUUCGACUUCUCCCUCCACACGGCUUCCGUAAAUAUGGUAUGCUGGGCACCCCAUGAGCUCGGUUGCCUUCUCGCCUGCGCCUCCUCCGAUGGACAGGUUAGCGUUCUUGAGUUCCGCGAUAAUAGUUGGACACAUCAGAUUUUCCAUGCCCAUGGGCUCGGAGUCAACUCCAUCAGCUGGGCUCCCGCCGCGGCUGCCGGCUCAAUCAUAAGCGCCAACGCUGCUGCUGGCCAAUCGAGAAGAUUCGUUACUUGUGGAAGUGACAAUCUUAUAUUCAUAUGGGAUUACAAGUAUGCGUGCACACUUGCUUUCGUGUUGACAUGUUUAAUCGGUAGUGCUAACUUGCUACCCCCAUCCAGCCCCGAGACCAAAACGUAUUCCGCUUCGCAAACCCUCCAAGGCCAUACCGACUGGGUCCGUGACGUAGCUUGGUCUCCCAGUAUCUUAUCUCGGUCCUACAUUGCCUCCGCAUCCCAAGACAAGACCGUACGAAUCUGGACUUCAGACCCAUCUAACUCUCAGGAAUGGACGAGUGAGAAACUGGAAUUCGAUACCGUUGUCUGGCGCGUCAGCUGGAGUCUAAGCGGCAACAUCCUUGCUGUCAGCGGCGGUGAUAACAAGGUCAGUUUGUGGAAGGAGGAUCUGAAGGGGAAGUGGGAGAAAGUCAAGGAUAUCGAGGAGUGAACACGGCCCGGCAUGUGAAAAA